UGCUUCUUGUUCUUGCACGGGCUAGGGAAGGUUUUCGAAAGUGGGAGCAGAAUUGAACAAGCUGAUUUUAAGCAAGAUGUGCAAAGGAAACACAACAAUGCCUAGUUCUAGCCUGGGUUGGGAGUUACAGAGCUCAAAAGCACCGAACAGUAUGAAGAUUGUAUUGUUCGCAGACUUUGUAUCCAGCAACCCCGGCCUUAACCAAGCUCAGUAUGUUCUGAAACAGCUUUGCAACGAAGGACAUCAAAUAACACUAUUUGAAUGUGCCAAUGUUAGUGUGCCAUUGCUGAUGUAUGAAGACACACAAGCUUGCUUGUGCCAAAUAUACGAAGAGCCCCUGAAAGUGUUAGAAAGGAAAGUUGCUGAGGCAGAUGCCUUUCUUCUGGUGACAGACAAACCUGGAUUUCAGAUCCCACCUUCACUUGCAACAGUGAAACACCACUUUAAAGGAAGCAAAUGCACAUGGAGACCGUAUGGAGUACAGUGUGUUCUUCUUGGUGGAUCUGUGCACAGUCGGAGAGUUGCUAUGAGACUACGAGUGCUUCUCGAAGGGUCAGAUUACCCUUACAUGUCAGGUGUCCUUCCUCGGAGGUGUUCCUGGACUGAAAUGUAUGCAGUAGAUCCUAGUCUUGAGACACCAGGACCUUGUGUACUAUGAGAUUGUUAGAGAUCUCUAAGACUUUUUCGCUGAUUGUUCUUACUUUUGUUCCUUUGUUAUGUUAGUCUAAACGUAAGCUUGCUUUCUCAAAAUUGUUUUGAAGUUGUAAGCUGAAAGGUUUAGUGUUUUCCUCAUCCACUUAAAAAAGCAGUCGCUUUAUGCACUUUGUUAAUGUUGUCCAUAGACAUUCAUAGAAUGAAAAAAAGAAAAGAAAAUCCAAAAAGAUGUAAAAAGAGUACAAUUUUAAGUUGUGGGUCUUGUAUAUAAUAUUUGGUCAGUUAUACCAUAUUGGUAAUAGUGUAAGAUAGGAAGUUUUAUUGAGAAUUGUAAAUAAAAGAAAUACGUUUUAUAUUGCAAAAA
Molecule: messenger RNA, 1018 nt
Organism: Orbicella faveolata
Lineage: Eukaryota; Metazoa; Cnidaria; Anthozoa; Scleractinia; Merulinidae
Molecular function (GO): oxidoreductase activity
Source: RefSeq, a predicted model, not a curated record